UUGGGAACCAGCCAAAAAAAAAGAAGAAGAAAACUCAAAAAAGAGCCCAAAGUGGAAAAGGAAGAGGAGAGAAUACUCACAAGGCUCUUCUUUGCUUUGUUCUUAUUCUGUAAUCUGUACCCAAUUCUGCUUAGGAUUUGUUAGGCACAUAGAAAAAAGGGAAAACCCCCUUUUUUCAGAAUCUUUAAUUUGACUGAAAUUUGAUCUAUUGAUUUGUUUAACUGAUAAUUGAAAGAUCGAUUCUUUGUUUUGUGUGAAAUUUGAUUGAAUUUAACAGGGAGGAAAACGAUGGUGUCUGCAAAUAGGGAGAUGGCUGUUUACUGUUUUGAUACAUUGGUGUCUCACUACAACAAGGAACAACCUCCUCCUCCUGCUUUUGAUGAGGGUGAACACCCGCUGUUUGUGACUUGGAAGAAAGUGGUGAAUGGUGGGGAGCCUCGUUUGCGCGGAUGCAUCGGCACUCUGGAAGCUCGCUGCAUUGUUAAUGGUUUUAAGGAUUAUGCACUGACAAGUGCUCUCAGGGACCGUCGUUUUCCUCCGAUACAGGCUAAAGAGUUACCUACUUUACAGUGUACAGUUUCAAUUCUCACUAAUUAUGAGACUGCAGCUAACUACCUUGAUUGGGAGGUAGGGAAGCAUGGGAUAAUUAUUGAAUUUACUGACCCUAACUAUAACACAAGAAGAAACGCCACGUACCUACCUGAGGUGGCUGCUCAUGAAGGGUGGACCGUUAUAGAAGCAAUUGACUCACUGAUACGCAAAGCAGGUUAUAAUGGACCUAUAACAGAAUCAUUGAGGAAGCAAAUCCAUCUAACUCGAUACCAGAGCACAUUAUUUACUAUGCAGUACAGUGAAUAUGUGGAUCAUGUUAAGGAAACCCGAGGUCUCGAUCCAACUAUUAAUGGUGUGAAACCUUGAACAACGUAUGGAUUGUUCGGAGGAAUCUUCCACCUUAAGACCAGUAGAUGAUUUUGGUUAAGUGGAAGAUAAACCAUUCUAAAAUUCAUGGUUGGAAUAUGUUGUUAUAGAUUCCAACCCUGUCUAGUGAUUGUUUUCAUAAACGUUUUACGCUAUUCUUCGAGACUGAAACUGAACUCAUUUUCAGUGCUGAGUGCACCCAAAAAAAAUUGAACUUCAACAGUUCCUUUAAAAAGCUGCAUUUGUGGCUAUGUUUGUUAUAAUAUAACUGUCUGCUUUCUGUGGUUAAAAACUCAUUCCUGUUGGCUA
This is a messenger RNA of Solanum lycopersicum (tomato), 1227 nucleotides long. The record is from RefSeq and is a predicted model, not a curated record. NCBI's taxonomy places the organism in Eukaryota, Viridiplantae, Streptophyta, Magnoliopsida, Solanales, Solanaceae.